This is a messenger RNA of Carcharodon carcharias (great white shark), 335 nucleotides long. RefSeq lists its product as uncharacterized. The transcript is spliced from 4 exons. Lineage: Eukaryota; Metazoa; Chordata; Chondrichthyes; Lamniformes; Lamnidae. The annotation marks the transcript as partial. The record is from RefSeq and is a predicted model, not a curated record.
CUGGGAAAGCGAGAGAGGCAGAGAAAGCGAGAGAGAUUGAAAAGCGAGAGAGGGAGAGACAAAGAAAGCGAGAGAGACAGAGAAAGCGAGAGAGACGCGAGAGAGACAGAGAAAGCGAGAGAGAGGCAGAAAGCGAGAGAGACAGAGAGAGCGAGAGAGACAGAGAAAGCAAGUGAGAAAGAGAAGGCGAGAGAGGCAGAGAAAGCGAGAGAGCCAGAGAAAUCGAGGGAGCCAGAAAAACGAGAGACAGACAAAGCUAGAGACAGACAAAGUGAGAGACAGACAAAGCUAGAGACAGAGAAGGCAAGAGGCAGAGAACGCGAGAGGCAGAGAAA